Messenger RNA from Ananas comosus (pineapple), 1778 nucleotides. RefSeq names its product SNF1-related protein kinase regulatory subunit gamma-1-like. Bases 168 to 1526 code for a protein of 452 amino acids. Lineage: Eukaryota; Viridiplantae; Streptophyta; Magnoliopsida; Poales; Bromeliaceae. The transcript is spliced from 6 exons. The record is from RefSeq and is a predicted model, not a curated record.
AGAAACAAGCAAGUGUCCGCAAAAGCCAAAAGCGCUUUCCCUAAUCUCCCCCAAAAGCUCAGAAGUGCUUUUCCUCAUCUCCCUCGACACUUCCUCGUUCCCAGCUCCCGAUCAUAUGCGAAUCACCUCACGCUCGCUCGGUAAAUUGAGCUUCCUGUUCCCAGGAAAUGGCUCAACCUGAGAAGAACUCGAAAAUUCUAAGCUGUGAUGCCUACUUCGAGGCUGUACAGUCGAAAAAGAGGUUGCCGCUAUCUUUGCAGGAGUCGUUGACUGCCGCGUUCGCUCAGAUUCCAGUUUCAUCAUUUCCUGAGGUUCCAGGAGGCAAAGUAAUUGAGAUACAAGGGGAUACUUCCAUCCUCGAUGCAGUACGAAUUCUGUCGGAGCACAACAUAAUGUCUGCUCCAGUGAGAAAUCCAGAAGCAGAGACUUCAAGUGAUUGGAGGGGAAAAUAUCUGGGAAUCAUCGAUUAUGCCGCGAUCAUUUUAUGGGUGAUAGAGAAUGCGGAGCUCGCGGCAGUUGCAUUGUCAGCGGGCUCAGCGACUGCUGCAGGAGUGGGGACAGGUGUUGUGGGAGCCCUCGGAGCGGUUGCCGUGGGCGCGACUGGGCCUGCGGCAGUUGCGGGCUUGACCGCUGCUGCUGUCGGUGCAGCAGUGGCUGGCGGAAUGGCUGCGGACAGAAGCGUGGCAAAGGAUGCUCCGAGUGCUGCUGGUCACUUGGGGAAAGAUUUCUACAAAGUCUUGCUUGAAGAAGAACCUUUCAAAUCAACAACGGUUCAAUCGAUCAUUCAAUCGUAUCGAUGGGCUCCUUUCCUCCCUGUGCUGCUAGACAGUUCAAUGCUUACUGUGUUGCUGCUACUCUCGAAAUAUAGAUUGAGAAACGUGCCGGUGGUCGAACCUGACAAGCCAUAUAUUAAGAAUUUUAUUACUCAGACAGCUAUUGUCCGGGGCCUGAAGCAAUGCAGUGGAAGGGACUGGUUCGAUUGUAUCACCGCUCUUCCUUUAUCAUACUUCGGUCUUCCCUUCAUGUCAUAUGAUGAGGUUAUAACCAUCAAAAGUGAUGAUUUGAUCCUCGAGGCUUUCAAGCGAAUGAAGGAUAACGGAAUUGGCGCCCUCCCAGUAGUAGAGGGGCCCGAAAGAAAACUUGUAGGUAGCGUUAGCAUACACCAUGUGAGGUUCCUGCUGCUCAGGCCUGAUCUUUUUUCAGAUUUCAGGCAACUAACUGUGAUGGACUUUAUGAAGACCAUUGGUUCAGUUUUCCCAGGCUUUGAGAACAGCAUGGUGGAGCCGCCGCUAACAUGCGGGCCUGAUGAUUCUUUUGGCAGUGUUAUUGAUAACCUUGCAUCAAAGUCAGUUCACCGGAUUUAUGUGGUAGAGGGUGACGAUCGCGAAGUUGUCGGAGUCGUGACACUCAGGGAUGUGAUCUCCUGCUUCAUAUACGAGCCUCCGAAUUAUUUCGACAACUACAUGGGGAUAGCAAAGGAGAUGCUCGAGACCGCAACUACAGCUACCGCGCCCACAGCUCAAUGAAGCUGCAUCUUGAAGCUUUCCAUUUCGUAGCUCUCCUAGCAUAUCAGUAUAUAUCACCGGAGAAGAUGUUACAUUAAAAUUUGUGAAUCCAGCUCGAGUCUUUGGUAAGCUGCAGCUUUGGCCUGUGUUUCUGAACUGAAAAUUUUGUAAAAUAACCCAAUAAUGUAUGCUGAAGUUUUAUAUACUGAACAAUUACAAAAUCGUGGUGUAAUUAAUGUAAACUAGAUGAGUGAGUUGUUCCUGUUCUAUUCU